This is a messenger RNA of Gymnodraco acuticeps, 2543 nucleotides long. RefSeq names its product ORC ubiquitin ligase 1 (gene obi1). Lineage: Eukaryota; Metazoa; Chordata; Actinopteri; Perciformes; Bathydraconidae. Gene Ontology annotation, molecular function: ubiquitin-protein transferase activity. Bases 362 to 2110 code for a protein of 582 amino acids. The transcript is spliced from 6 exons. The record is from RefSeq and is a predicted model, not a curated record. Gene Ontology annotation, biological process: regulation of DNA replication; protein monoubiquitination.
UCUACGCCUCGCGCGCUAUGAAGCGAGUACUGGUGGGACCGGCGGAUACUUGUAUUUUCCCGGGGGGAGUUUGUUGUGUGUGCAGGGGUAUUCUUUUUGAAAUCAUGGCUGUUAACUUUCAGACAUCGAUCCUUUCUCUGACUCUGCCGAUUUCCUGCCAAAUAUGCCUCGGAAAGGUCAAGCAGCCGGUCAUUUGUGCCAACCACCACGUGUUCUGUUCCUCCUGCAUGGAAAUGUGGUUAAAGAAAGCUAGCCAGUGUCCCAGCUGCAGAGUCGCCAUCACAGCUGAGAACCCAUGCAGAGAAAUCAUCGGUGAGUAGCUCCAUACAAACAGGACAAAAGCUAGGACUACAAGCAGGAUAUGAGAGGAGGCACUAAUGAGAGUGAACACAAUGACAAUCCUUCCAUGAGAAAAUGUCUGAGAAAAACCAGAGGAGAACUGCUUUUGCGGGAGUAUGAGGAGGAAAUGGAAGGGCUCUACAUAGAAAACAAGGAGUUGAAGACAAAAAAUCAAAGUCUGGAGUCACAACUGAAGAGCGCUUUGGAUCCCUGCAGCAUUAAAACGGUGCAAAUGGAUGACAAAAAAGUUGAGCCCUAUGUCCUGGAAGAAUGGACCAACAAGCUGCAAGCUGCCACCAAUGUUUGUGAUGAAGUAAAGCUGGACAUGGAUAAGCUAAAGGAGGCAAAUAGGGCGUUGCGGUUUCAAAACGUCGACCUUGUACAAGAGAACAUGAGAUUGAAAGCAGAGGUCGUGAGCAGAUCUCCUCAGAAGUUUGGUCGUAGUACAGUAGCAGCACUGGAAGCUACAAUCCAGCAGAAUGAUCGGGAUGUGGACCACCUGACGAUGGCUCUGGAGCACGGCGACCGGUACAUCAAAAACCUGGAGUCUCGGAUCCAAAUAUCUGAGGAGAGACGUCUUGAAGGGAACAGUACGGCUGAGGCGGACCCGCUGACAACACAGCAACACAAAAUCAACAUGAUGAUGAGGAGCUUGAGUGACAAUGAGAGAGAGUCCAUCUGCAGCAAUCCAUUGGCAGAAGGUGGAACAUUUGUUAGAAAUCACACUUCAAUGUUCAUGCCAUCUGCCGAUUACAAAGAGCUUAAAAAGAGUCUGACAAGAGACCAGAAAAACGACGUGGACUCGAAAAGCACCUCCUCUGAACUUUUGCCCGCCACCCCGUCCUCGGCCUUCCGCUCCCUGACUCUGAGAAGCCCUGGUGUCCGUGAAAAGAAAGUGGCAUUCAAACCUGCGUCUCAUCUGAGGAGGCUGGAUUUUGAAGAACUGCCAAGUCCUGGCAAGAGUGGCAGCACCAUGGAGAACCAAUUCAGCAGCCUCGAUAAAUUACCCACAAGUACUGACGUCGAACCCUCCAAGUCUGUCUUCUGGGGCGCCUGGCAGGGAUCUAAACCUGAAGACGGGUCAUCUCCAAGUUUAGAGAGCUCAGCUUUAGGAGCCACUUCCAGUACUCUGGUGACGGACGAGCCCAAGGGUCUUGAGACGUUCAGUGACUCCUCCAUGGAUGCAGCUUACCUGGACAAAAUCUCAGAGUUGGACUGCAUGAUGUUGGAUGGAGAGAGCUCCAGCAGCCGAGGAUCACAGCUCUCAUUGGCUCCCUCCACUCCCGGAGACUUGGACAACACCCUCGUCCCAGAACCACAACCCUGCUCUGAUGUCUCCUCAAGCCAUGGUGGAAAACCUGCGGCACAGUGUGACCAGAAGAGCUCCCCACCACAUAACAUGGGAGGGACCUUGAAUGACAAAGAGGAUCUAAAAGGCAUCGCAGAGGAGAGCUUUGCUGCACUGGAUUCCUGUAGGGAGAGCGAUGCCAAUGUCCCUGACAGUACGGGGCACGGAGGGUCCUCCCAGACUGACGAGCUGUCCUUUGAUUUGCUGUUUGAUUCGCUGGAAGACAGUAAGGCCGGUCCCUCUGGCUUUCUCAGUUCUGCAAGCCAAGACCAUGACCAUCUUAACCCCACCUCCUCCUCCUCGAUGAGUAAGCCUGUGAACACAACAAACAGACACGCACUGCUUAUCAGCCAGCCAACCAAGAGGAAGUCUCACAGUCCCUUUAACUCAAGCAGUCCCACAAAACUUUCUAAGCUCAUGUAAAACCAGAACCUGUGAGUGUUUGGCUUCACAUCCACACACAGCUGGAAGAAAUAACUCCACUGUGGUGCUGCAGAAUAAAUUCCUGAAUAUGAUCCUCUGGUGUAAGAUUUGGUCAUUUUGUCUGUUGCUAUUUGUAGGAUUUAGAACAAAAUAAUUCAGAUUUGUCAGAUAGUUUAUCUUGUAGUCUACUUUUUAGGUCUCAGUGACAGGUCAAUCUGUACAGUCUGAGAAUCUGUCUGUGUGUUAAUCUGACAAACACUUUCAGCCUACCGGUGUUUGUCAGUUUAAGCUAUUUAGUAAACAUGGUAAUUAUGUUUUACAUGCAAUACUGAAGACUGAUGAACGUGACUAUUAUGAAAAACUGAUAUUUUGAAAUAAAUAUUGCAAUGUAAGAAGAGUGUGUGAGGAAAUAAAUAAGUAAUGAAAGGAGAAA